AAGCAAAGUCAAAAUGGCGACCCGCUACAGAAACAGAAUUAGUAGACAUGGUUCUUUCUCCGUCUUGUUAUUGUUAACGGAAUUCAACUUAUUAGAACAUGGAUAAUUUGUGUUUUCAUUUUCCAAUAUUUAUGAAAAAGUGUUUCUUUAUGAUUCACAAAAGUGAAAAGUUCGUGGGUCUCAAUAUUGAAUGAGCUUGUUGGAUUACACUACACUAGCAAACUUUUAAUGUAGAGACUAUUGCGGAAUAGUUCAAACAGUAAAUACAUAUAAAGGUGCGUACAGACUUUCGCUCUGCUCCGCAACCGAACGUCACUCCAGCAGAGCGAUUGAUGAUCGACCGGGGAACGCGAGAAGAUCUAACAUCUUCCGUAACGUUCAUGAUGGGUGCGUGGGAGGAGCGACUGUGGUUCGAUGGUGGAACGAGGGCGGUACGAGGGAGGAGCGUGCUCGGUGCGGGUUGGAAGCGCGAAUAUGUGUACGCAGCUUAAGAAUAAAUAGGUCAGUACAGGAGAUGAAAUCGUGAAAUCAGACAGAGAGAUCAGUUAUCAGACUUUUAGAAUUCUGCUAUCAUUGUACUGCCUCAACUUAUUAACAGAACUCACAGAUGCCUUCACCAAAGACUGACCCCAGUGUUACCUCAACACCUGAAGUUCAACUGGACAUCAACUAUUCUAAAAACUGCCUAUUCAAUGAUUCAGGGAACGUUUCCGUGAACGUGUCUCCUAUCAAUUCAUCUCGUAAACGUCAACUGGACGUUGAUGAUUCCAAAAAUCGGUCAUUCAACUAUUCUAAAAGCAGUUCAUACAAUGAAUCCAAUAACGAGACUCCCAUAACUUCAAAAACAUUUUUAUCCAACAAAACUCCCACAGUUUCUAAAACUAUUACAGCUAAUGAAACCCCCAAGUUGCCUCGUGAAAGUUUUACAACUUUUUUCACGUGUAGUACACCCUUAUCAGGGUAUAAAACGCCGUCGGCAAAAAAGAAACGCCUUUUCACGCCGGGAAACAGUAGUGGUUACAUCCCAGUAUCCUCUCCUACUGACAGUGAACUAUUGAGAGCUGAUCUAGACAACAGUGAUGUGUUUUUAGACGGCAGUUGCUUUCAGUCGGUUGAUGUUAACAGUAGUGCUGGGGAGGGGGAGGGGGAUCGCACCCCAUUGAAAACAAUCCUUGAGACAAGUGAGUUGAGUGAUUGUACACCUCUGAAAUCAAUCUUGAACAAUAGUGAUUGUAAAUUGUUGGAGUCACCUUUGAAAUCAAUAUUGUACAAUAAUGAUUGUGAGACGCCUUUGAGAUCAACCUUGAAAAAUACAGUGUUGGAUGGUUGUAAGUCACCUGUGAAGUCUCCCUUGAACAGCAGCUCGAAGAAUGAUAGUAGGUUGUUGCAUACGGCAUCAAAACAACAGUUUGACGACAACGAAUUAGGUUACAUGGACACAACAGCUAAACAGCAUUUUAACGACAGAGAACGGUUGGAUAUGGCUGUUGAAGAACAGUUAGACAACAGCGAGUUGGAUUAUUGUAGGCCUUUGGAAACAACAUCAGAACAACAGUGAGUAGCGGUCAACAACAGAAAUCGGUUGGGAACAUCACAACAACACUUCAGCCACAUCGAACAACAUCAGUGAGCUGUCGUCAACAACUAAACAACAACACAGGAACAGCAAACUUGAUGAUUGCUGCCCAUUGACAACAUUAAUGCGAUUGGUUGUACCAAGAAGGAUCCAGAAGAAACUGUCUAAGGAGCCGUGAUUGUUCGUGCCAAGAAGAACCCAGAAGAAACUGUCUCAGGAGCCAUCGUUAGAAGGUGUAAGCGGUAUUGAAUUUGUGAGUUGCAUUCUUAUCACUAUUGUUGUACAUUACAAUUUAUCUUUAGAUUACUCUAGUCAUUGAAUUGAGAUUUUGAAGAUUCUUUUAGAAGCUAUAGUUUCUGCCAAGUAGCCCAUCAGUCAAAUUUUGUAAAAUUACUAUUUUUUGAUAAAAGUAAAGAGGCUUUUAGGUUUAAAGAAGAUACAGGAUUCAGACUUUCCAUAUGAUAUUAAAUAUUUCAAAAUAUCAUUAGUUAUAAGUACUAUUGAUCUUAUUAUGAUUUGUAAUAAUUUACAAAUUGAUUAAUGUCAUAUUUUUUAUUUGAUCUUUUGUGAAUCAAAUCUAUUCGUAAAUUUGAAUCUGAUACAACUUGCUUAUAAUCUUCAGACUUUUGUAAUCUAAUCUUCGUAAAUUUGAAUAUGAUAAAAGUUGCUUAUAAUCUUCAGACUUUAGAAGCUAUAGUUUCUAUUAGUAAUCAUAGUUACGUGUUGUAGAAGGAUAUUAAGAUUCUUCAGGCAAUAUCAAUAAUGCGGAUUGUUGAAGGUCAUUUCGGAAUGAUAAAUUCAAUUGGAUUUGUUUGAAUUGGAUGAUUAUAUUUUCAGUUGAUUCAUUAAAGAUGUUUGGGAUGAAUUUUGUCAGUUAAUGCUCAUGCAAAGCUAAAUUAAUUUGUUAUAGUCAUUGAUCUAAUGGAUCAAUAUUUUUCAAAAUGAAUCUAUGACAUAAAUUCGAUCAUGUGCAAUUUUAAUUUUAUUCCAAAAUAUGUCAAAUUCACCAUAAUUUGCUGAGAAAAACUGAACAUUAUUUUAAUCAACUUUCUAUCCAAUUUGUUUUUGUCAAUUGAUUUCGAAAUGAUCUCAAUGUAUAAAUACUACUCUAGUUUUUCAAAUAAACUCUCUUUCAGAUAUAUAGAUAUUUGAAGACUAUCAAGAUAGAAAGCUAGAUAGCUGAUUAUCUGAAAACUUGAGAUAGAUGUCUGAUAGAACGAACUUUCUAUUAGAUUCAAGAACUUUCACGGCUGUCUAGGACUGGAUUUAAUGAUCUUUAGACUGACGUUUUUAAGAAAUUAGAUUUUUUUAGACAAAACCUCAUAAUUGUUUCCUUUUAAAUUUAAUUAUUGCUUCAGUUCACGGUCUAUUUCUAAGGUAAAAAAAGUAAAGUCGUAUGGCAUUUGUUUGGUAGGGAGUCCCUUGCGGGAAGGUUUCACCUUGCCUGAAUUUAUCAUUUAAGCCGUAAAUGGGCCUUCCAACUGUCAUACUUCAGCCGGGACCGACGGUUUAACUAAGGUUUAAUUAUUAGAUGAAACAUUCUUGAAAAUUGAAAUGGAAUUUCACAUCAAAAAGGGGACAUAUUGAAGGAUAUCAUCUGCUGAUUCGCCCCUUGUGAAUCAUGUGAUUUGCUUUUGCCAAGUCGGGAAUUAUUGUUCCUAUAUAAUAUAGUAACUAUGUAAUAUUAUAGGCCUAUAGUAAUAUACUAGGUAAUAUAAUAUUUACUUUCGACUGGCAGUCAAUAGUAUAUAUUAUACUGAAAAUUAUAUAAAUAUUCAUUAUAAAAGCAACAAGGGCUCUUCCAGACACUGACAAGUCACAUUUAUCACGUGGAUGCGUUCAAUUCAAUGUUGAAUUCAGUGUGUCGACCGACUUCAACAUAGAAUGAAAUGCAUGGACGCAUCUACUUGAUCAAUGCGACUUGUCAGUGUGUGGAGGAGCCAUAACACUGAAGUAGAUUCAUCUUUAUUCGUUGUCAAUUCAUUCAUUCAUCUUUGUCAUUAUUCAGAGGGUUGACUGUUGACUCUCAAUUCAUUGAAGAAAUUAUGAUAUGGGUUUGGUAUAAGUUUACUGGAAUAAAGAGACAGCAGAUCUUCUUUUUUUAGUGCAGAGAUCCCUGGUGGAACUUUGUAGGCAGGUUUUAGAGAAGCUGGAUGUUGCUUCGACCUUCCUCUGGUCAUCUUCUUAUUAACUUUUAAUUCGAAAAAAUCUCCUUGCUGGUAUGAAUAGGCCUCUUUAUAAAAAAAACUGAAUAGGGGACUCCGUCCUUACUUCGAAAAUCUUAAUGUCGUUACACCUUUUCAUUAGUAAUUGAUGUUAAUACCAUGCAAAUUAGAAAUUGAAUACAUAAGUGGUAUCGAAUAAUAAUAUGAAUAUCUUCCAAACGGUUUGAUGUAUCGGUGUGUGGUUUUUGCCAUUCAUUUUGUCUUGAAAUUCCGUAUUGUAAUCAUGUAUCGCAUGAUCACCUUCCUAUUCAAAAAAAUAAAGUUGCAUUAAAAAUGUCGGACCAGAUUUAGUCACAGUAAAGUAGUAUUUUUGAUUUGAAUAGGAUCCUCAA
Molecule: messenger RNA, 4133 nt
Organism: Nilaparvata lugens (brown planthopper)
Lineage: Eukaryota; Metazoa; Arthropoda; Insecta; Hemiptera; Delphacidae
Exons: 4
Coding region: 608-1558 (316 amino acids)
Source: RefSeq, a predicted model, not a curated record